AUGACUGUGUGAGUAUAUAAUAUCAGAUGUCUGAGUGUUCUUGGUCACAUUUGCUCUAGAUUUUUUGUCAGAGUUUCCAAACAUCCUAAGAAGUUAUUUGCCACUAUGAUUGCUGGAGGCUUAACCGAGAUCAAGCCCGCGACUCCAGAAAUCCAAGAGAUUGCUGACCAGGUGAAGCCACAGCUGGAAGGGAAAGAGAACAAGACGUAUCCAGUCUAUGUAGCCCUAAAAUAUAAAACUCAGGUGGUUGCUGGAAUAAACUACUUCAUUAAGGUCUCCAUCAGCAAAAGCAACGAUGAGUGUGUACACUUGAGGGUUUUCCAAAGCCUUCCUCAUGAGAACAAGGGGCCCAGUCUUACCAGCUAUGAGACUGGCAAAACCAAAAAUGAUCCAUUGGAGCCAUUUUGAAUGAGAU
This is a messenger RNA of Terrapene triunguis (Three-toed box turtle), 415 nucleotides long. RefSeq names its product cystatin A (gene CSTA). Gene Ontology annotation, cellular component: cytosol. NCBI's taxonomy places the organism in Eukaryota, Metazoa, Chordata, Testudines, Emydidae. The record is from RefSeq and is a predicted model, not a curated record. Gene Ontology annotation, molecular function: cysteine-type endopeptidase inhibitor activity.